GAACAGCCACUGUGAGUCUGCGAUUGAAGAGAGACAGGAAUCAAUGGCUUCAAAGGUAGUCUCCCUCCGUGCAAAGGGCAAGUCAGCGAAGGGGUCGAAGGCGUCCAGUGAAGGAUCAACAGCGAAGUGCAUCAAAGACUGGAGUACCUGGGCUAUUAAGAAAGCGAAGGUCGUCACCCACUACGGUUUCAUCCCCUUGAUCAUCAUUUUAGGGAUGAACACCGAGCCCAAACCCUCUCUCUCCCAGCUCCUUAGCCCUGUCUGAUCAGAAUCAGAUACUGGUAUCAGAUUACAGUUUAUAGAAUAGUCUGCUUCUAUUAUUCGUCGAACUUACAGAUAUUUCUGAAUCGCAUUUCCCCUUUUCCUUCUAUUCUCUAUGGGUUUCAUCUUUGUAUUAACAUUUCACUUGUUGAGAUCUCACAUUUCUUCUUGUUUACCUAAAUCAAUUGAAUAGCCUCAGUUCUUUAUA
Messenger RNA from Impatiens glandulifera, 469 nucleotides. Its product is annotated as mitochondrial import receptor subunit TOM7-1-like. The record is from RefSeq and is a predicted model, not a curated record. NCBI's taxonomy places the organism in Eukaryota, Viridiplantae, Streptophyta, Magnoliopsida, Ericales, Balsaminaceae. Gene Ontology annotation, biological process: protein import into mitochondrial matrix. The coding region runs from base 44 to 265 and encodes 73 amino acids. Gene Ontology annotation, cellular component: mitochondrial outer membrane translocase complex. The transcript has a single exon.